Messenger RNA from Babesia bigemina, 522 nucleotides. Its product is annotated as sybindin-like family protein, putative. Gene Ontology annotation, cellular component: TRAPP complex. The transcript is spliced from 2 exons. Gene Ontology annotation, biological process: endoplasmic reticulum to Golgi vesicle-mediated transport. The coding region runs from base 1 to 522 and encodes 173 amino acids. NCBI's taxonomy places the organism in Eukaryota, Apicomplexa, Aconoidasida, Piroplasmida, Babesiidae. The record is from RefSeq and is a predicted model, not a curated record.
AUGGCGAUGAUCGCGCUCUUCAUCACCAACCAGCACGGCAGCUUAAUUUACUACAAGAGUCUCAACGGCCGUGACGCUUUCUCGUCGAACGAUGCCAUCCGCCUAGCCAGCACACUGCACGGACUCUCGACCAUCGCGCCGAAACUCUGUGUGCCCAAUUCAGCGCAAGUGCAAACGCUGCUGCCGCAGCCGAAAGGUAACGGUUUCCGCCCUCCCCCUGAGCGCCAUGCAGGCAUAACGUGCAUAGAAUCCAGCUCCUUCAGGCUCCAGUGCUACGAGACCCUGACAGGUAGGGAUGACAUCGGUCCGGCAGUCGCACACCUGUCGUUAGGUCUGAAGAUCUGCAUAGUGUGCACUCCUCAGGGGCCCUCCAGGGAGCACGUCAACGUCAUCCUCAGCUACGUCUACGAGCUGUACGCGGACUUCGUGCAGAAGUGCCCGUUCCACCAGACUGACAUGCCCGUGCGUUCAGAGCUAUUCGACGACCGCAUCACGGCAUACUUUGCGGAGCUAUCCACCUAA